This is a messenger RNA of Amblyraja radiata (thorny skate), 3430 nucleotides long. Its product is annotated as calcium uniporter regulatory subunit MCUb, mitochondrial-like. Bases 124 to 1113 code for a protein of 329 amino acids. The record is from RefSeq and is a predicted model, not a curated record. Gene Ontology annotation, molecular function: calcium channel inhibitor activity. NCBI's taxonomy places the organism in Eukaryota, Metazoa, Chordata, Chondrichthyes, Rajiformes, Rajidae. Gene Ontology annotation, cellular component: uniplex complex. The transcript has 8 exons. Gene Ontology annotation, biological process: mitochondrial calcium ion homeostasis; calcium import into the mitochondrion.
ACAGACAGACACACCGUGGGCGGGUCCUGGGCGCCGGGAGACGGCGGCCGCUCCUCCCUCCUCGCCCUCUCCUUCCUUCCUUCUCUCCCCGGGCCGGGCCGGGUCGCGGCUGUCGGGUGGACGAUGUUGUGGAGCCGGAGCUGCCUCAGGCCGCUGUUCCCGCUCACCGCCAACCUCCUGCGGGCGGCGCCCACACCGGCGCAAAAGGACUCAGGAUCGUGCUUCCGACUGAGACAAUGCACAGUGGCCCUUUACAACACUCUCGUCUCAUCUGAUGAGGUGACUGUCGAAUGCAAAAAUAGGUUUACAGUAAUCUCCAUCAAGCUCCCCUCCAGAAAAGAGUGCUGCCAGUUUAUUGUAAAGCCACUGUUGAUGAAUGUUGGAAACUUUCUGAGGGAUGUGAAGGAUGAAGAUCAAGGCAUCAGCAACAUUGCAAUCCUUGCAGAAGAUGGCACCAGAGUUUCUGCCUCCACUCCAAUGUAUGUUCUGCUAACAAAUAACUUUCAAUUAGUUAUUAAUGAGACAAAGUAUUCUGUAAUACCUCCGAAAAAAGACCAGGUGUGCAGCGAGCAGUCUACAGAGAUGGACAGUGUGAAAGACCUGAUCCAAAGGCUUUAUGUGGCGUUACAUGUAGAAAAUCACCAGCUCAUCAGAGAACAGGAACUCCUGGAGAAACUGGAAGAGCUAAACGACCAGCGACAAAUUAUUGAACAGACGAGGUCGCAGUUAUAUCUGAAAGCUGAAGCUAAAUCCGGUCGAUUCAUGUGGACAGCUUUGGGUCUGAUGGCCACUCAAGGUGGAGCAUUGGCUUGGCUAACAUGGUGGGUCUACUCCUGGGACAUCAUAGAGCCCGUCACCUACUUCAUCACAUAUGGGAGUUCUUUGGCCUUUUACGCAUACUUCCUCAUCACGCGCCAGGAUUGUGCAUACGGUGAGAUAAAAGACAGACAGAUGCUUCAAUACUUUUACCGGAUUGCCAAAAGACGUAGAUUUGACGUGGAUAGGUACAACAGAAUCAAGGAGGAGAUAGAUGAGGUGGAACAUGAUCUCGGACGUCUGAGGAAUCCUUUACAUUUGCAACUUCCAAUCGAACACUUAAGCAGCAAAGUUUAAAAAUCUACAACUGAUGUAGGUGUAAAUUGGGACAGUUUUAUGACGUUAACCUCUUUGUCACCAGGUAUCCAAAAUCCAAUCACCACCUGCAGCUAUUGUUCACAGACUAUUCUCUUCACAUUUGAUUUUAAUUAGUUCCUAUCAGUGGACACAUACUGUAUCAGACAUAAUCUUUCAAGUUACUCCACACUGAGAGCUAAUUUUCUUUUUGAUAAAACACACAGUGCACCAACGUAUAUGAGCAAUGGGUCAUUUUACAGGCAUCUUCCUGGAAGUAAGCAGAAAUGAUAACUAGAACCUAUAGUUUGGUGUCAGAGUAUGAUUUUACAUGUGGUGCGCACCAUCUUCCCUUGCUACCUGUUAAUCUGCGCUCGCUGGAGCCCGCUGAGAAGCAGGGUCAGCGUGAUGUGUCGUACUUGGUCAGUGCCAUCGCUUUCCAAGCCCCCACUCCCUCAUCAAGCUUGAAGAAGGGUCUCGACCCGAAGCAUCACCCACUCCUUCUCUCCAGAGAUGCUACCUGUCCCGCUGAGUUGCACCAGCUUUUUGUGUCUAUCUUCAGUUUAAACCAGCACCUGCAGUUCCGUCCUUCACAUACUGAAGUUUGGGAUCGGUUUGCUGCAAAUACAGUUUUUAAUAUCAGACCUUAACUAGAAAGCAAUACAUUUUAAUAGAGCGAUAUGCAGUGUUGUAAAGAUAACGACAAUGACUCAAUACAAUCUUUCUUUACCAGCUGAGCAUGAUUACAAGAGGUUAAUUGUCUUAAAAGGUUAAGUAUUUUCUUGAGAGGGAUGUAACAACAAUAAAUGGACGUAUCCACGAGCUUUGUGACAGACUAUAUCACAGAAAAUAUCUGAUGAGUUGAAGUAUGAUUCGGGGGAUUUUGGUUAUUCAUUUUAAUUAAAACCUACGAUACAGAAUAACCAGUGGUGCAAUGUAAUCCUUAAUUGUACUCAUGGAUUACAAUUCCCAUGGGAUAUGAACAUCUGGUUAGGAUGUCUAUCUGUUGUGUUAUGCGGUGGGAAAGCACCUUAGAACGGUACUUUAAUUGGGGGUUGCAUAUAUCAUACUCCACGACUUUGAGAAGAACUGGGGAACCCACAGUAGGUAGAACUUAAAAUAUGUCUUUAUGCGUUGCAUGUUUGAAUGCGCAGGAAAUUAAAAAGAAAAGUUGACUUGGAUCUAUCAUUAGUAAGAGGCAAAAAUAAUGAAGCAAGUGCAUUUUUAAUUUAGAUUUUUGUCUUUAUCCAGGUUUGAACAGUGCUGACAACUUGAGACCAUUCUUCCACAUUAAUGCCAAAGAAUGCACUUAAUUACUAUUAUUUAUGGAAGAAAAAUACCAUCAGAAUGGUCACAGCACAUGCCAUAUGAAAUGAUGAGAAAGCACAUCAUAAAUUCUCCUGUUUAAAAUUAUCCUUUUCAUCCCCCUUUUGAAGAGAAAAUAAUGGCUGAGGCAUCUUUUUAUAAUUUUCUUAGUAACAUUAGGGCAAGUACCCUCUCUCUGAUCACUAACAAGUCCCCACUUGGAAAGAGACAAGUUUGACAUUUUCUUUUUGAUGCUGUUUCUGGUUUCUGUAAAACUUGGUUUAACUUAGUAAAUUGGAAGUUUCCUGUUUGUUGUUGUCUGUCACAGCCAACACACACAUGUAUUGUGUACUUGCCAUUAUUAAGGGCCUGUCCCACUUGGUCGUCAUUUACGCGUCACGAUGCGCGCAUGGUGCGUGGUGACGUAGGCACUGACGUGCGGUCGCGCGCUCGCCCCAGAAUUUUGGGAUUCACAAAAUCUUCGCGCGCCACCUGCGUGACGCGCAAAUGACGCCCAAGUGUGACAGGCCCUUUAAUUGCCCUGUUUUCCUCAUUCUGCUUUCCGUUUUGAAGAUAUGUUUGCUGUUAAUAAUCAAACAAUAAUAUCUCUGUCACUCAGUAUCUCUUGACAUCUAUCUCUUUCUUUCAGAGUUCUUGACCAAGUAAUGCUUACUUUUAUAUUUUAAGCUCUAGAUUGGGGUAUCGGCUUUUCUUUCCGGGAAAGCAGGGGGUUUGAUGUUUGAGAAAGCUUUCCGAUUCAUUUUUCAGGGGAAAAAAAGGCUCAUCUGAAUCAGAAAUACAAAUAAGACUUUCCAGUGCUAUUAUUCCAUGAUACUGGAAGGUAAUGAGGAUAUGUUUGAUACAUGUUUAUUAAAGUUUAUCAGUUUCUUAAUACUUUGAAAUGCAUUGAAAUAAAGAUUACAUUAUAGCAGUAAAAUAAUUGUGAGUGUGGUUUCAUUGCUGGAACUUCAUAUUAGUGGAAAUAGAAAGAAACUUAAUAAAAGUGAUAAUUUUG